AUGUUUCGGGUUGAAAGGAGGAUGGUUGACCUCUGGGCGACGGUUCCCUGUGCAACUGAUAUGGUAUUGUUCGGAUACGAUCAAGGUACCUUCGGUGAUAUUAUCGUCAUGCAAGACGUUCUCGAUACUCUCAAACUCAAGGGCAACACGUCCAUGAUCGGCACUAUGACGGCUCUCUACGUUAUCGGCGGUCUCUUUGGCGCCAUAAUUGCUGUGAUGGUGGGAGCCUUGCCUGGACAAAAGAAGACGAUCCUCAUCGGAACUUCCAUCGGGGCUGUGGGAGCGAUCAUGCACAUAAAACAGCACUCAUUCAACUGCCCCACUCUGGCAGUCCGAGGCCUCAAAGCAAGCUGGAGAGGAAACCUAGUCGUCAUCGUAAUGAUCUUAAACAUUGCUGAAUUUUCCCUGUCAAAUUGGGUUACAUAUGGGUUCUCAUUCGUCGGAGGUUUCCAUCUCAUGGAGAUUCCCGCUUGCGUUCCAAUUCACCUUCAUCUUCGUUCUCCUCGGAACUGUUCCCUGGCUCCCGAGUCCCCUCCAAGCCGCAAGAUUCUUGCCGACCUCGAGGGUUUGGACGCCAAGGGUGGGCACGUCACCAACGAUGUCAAAGAAAUUGAAUUUACGGGCGACCUUCUUCGCGGUCGAACAAGGGAUCAGGGAGGAACAUCCACUAUCCGCCGACUCGUGCUCGGAAUGGGCACACAAAUCAUGCAGCAGCUCUCAGUCUCCUACCUCCUUUUCAGCUUAGUUGCCAUUCCCAACAUCGAACGCUGGGGCCGCAGAAACCCGAUAAUGUACGCAGCCGGCCAAGCACUCUGCUGCGUCUUCGUUACAGUUCUCAUCACCUACUCCGAGCUCGAAGGUUACCAAUACCAGGAACAAGUCGCUUCCGCCUCGGUUCCGUUCUUCCUGUAUUAUAUCUUCUUUGGCAUCGGUUGGCAGGGUGUGCCGUGGCAGUACCCGAAUGAGAUUAACUCGGCCUCUAUGCGCACCAAAGCUUCUGCUCUAGGCACUGCCGGGGACUGGAUCUUCAAGUCCAUUGUCACGGUGUUCGACGCCUCGUCCGUGCCGAUUGUGUACCUCUUCUAUCUUGAAACCUCGGACAGCACCCUCGAAGAUAUCGAUCGUUUAUUCCGAGAGAACGGCGAUAUCCUCAUCUUCAGGGAUAAGAAUGCGAUUGCGAUUGCAACUGAGAGGACAGCGGCCUACUUCUAG
Molecule: messenger RNA, 1212 nt
Organism: Hyaloscypha bicolor E
Lineage: Eukaryota; Fungi; Ascomycota; Leotiomycetes; Helotiales; Hyaloscyphaceae
Exons: 7
Coding region: 1-1212 (403 amino acids)
Biological process (GO): carbohydrate transport; transmembrane transport
Cellular component (GO): membrane
Molecular function (GO): carbohydrate:proton symporter activity
Source: RefSeq, a predicted model, not a curated record